Aspergillus tanneri is the source of this 1983-nucleotide messenger RNA. RefSeq lists its product as uncharacterized. Lineage: Eukaryota; Fungi; Ascomycota; Eurotiomycetes; Eurotiales; Aspergillaceae. The coding region runs from base 1 to 1983 and encodes 660 amino acids. The record is from RefSeq and is a predicted model, not a curated record. The transcript is spliced from 2 exons.
AUGAUUCCACUCGCAGUCGCCAUAACACUCAUCGUCCUCAACACCCAAACGCGUUUCCUCGGGACCAAUAGCCAGUGGUCCAACCUACUUCAAUUCCUCGCCAAGUUCCACGAGGUCCUGAUGCAAAUCUCGAUCGCGACGGCGAUGGUCACCUACCAACAAUACCUGCUCACUCAGCCUACCUCGGCGGUGCCAUUUGGCGCCAUCUUCUCUGCAUACUACACCACCCAGGUGGGAUAUUUAUGGUCUCCCGAAUUCCGCGCCAGUUUGACGGCCCUCCGGUUCCCGUUGCUUCUAAAGACGGGGUUUGUACUUUUUGUUUCUGCAAGUAUCUUACUUGCUUCCGCGGUUGGGCCUGCGAGCGCUAUUGCAAUGUUGCCCAGAGCCGUCAAUUUCACCCUGCCCGACUACCAAUUAGCGUUUAAUCGCAGCUACAGUGAUGUCUUUCCGACGGCCUUUACCCAUCCUGGCCCGCGUUUGGAUGGCAGAAUUUUCACCCAAAAUGAACAAUCCCCUGCCAUUGGUUGGGAAUAUCUCAGAGGUCUUCCAAGCGUGGGACAAGAUCAGCCUACGAUGGUCGGGAUGCAGCAAGAGUCUAAAGAUUUGGGGGAUGGUAGCCGAGUAGCUUUCGAAGUGAUGCCACCGCUCUACUCAGUCGGGCUUUUAACUGUGGUUCGGCGUACUCUAUCCAUCGCUGAGACGUUCACAAGAACAUUGUAUGUGCAAUACGCACCCAACGGAACAGUGGCGACGGUGCAACAUGUCCCAGUUGCGGCAGCUCUAUACAGGGCUGCAAGCCGCUCCCUCACAGUAGUGAAUGAUCGAGCGACAACCGGCAUGGCAAGCAUCAAAAUGGCCCAGCCAGUUGCGAGCACCAUUUGUACGCUGAAUGCGAUUGUGAACGAGAAUGACACCCAACCCAUCCAAUUCCCGAUAUCCUAUCUGACCGACAAUGCCACACGAGUGGAAACCACACCAUAUACUAUGAUCACCCGACGACAACUCUGGGACACAACUCGGAAACAGGAGCAGGGGCAGAUCAUCUGGGUGGACGAUGUUCCUUUUUCAACAGGACGAAUGCUAGGAGCCAUCGUCGUGCAGCCGGAUCUCUGUGACAACGGCCAGAAAUAUCUCAGUGUGUCCGCCUGUGCAGUGAGCGGGUUAUGGGCCAACGCAACCUCGCAAAUGACAGUUACCACCAACGAGACGACGACGAUUUUCGACAGUCGAGCAGAAACCUGUCUCACGCGGGAUUUUCUCAACACACUCCCCGCGUGGCCGUCGUAUGCAGUCUCCUUGUCAAAAGAUUGGGCGAGCAGCAUCACUUCCCAGAUCGGUAAUCAGAAUCGAACCAUAGCGGACAAUCUCUUACGGUCUCUCCUAUUGACGGAGAAUGUGUGCCCAGCAAACGGCAGCUACCCGCUGAGCGAAACCACCAUGGUGGCUCCUGCAUAUCGGCCUAUGAUGCACGAAGCGUUGAUCUCCUCUUUAGUGGCGAAUGGCAUGUCCCACGCAGCUGGUGCCUUCCAGAUGUCGAGAAAUAACCUCCACAAUGGUAACUUCCUAUGGACAAAUCCCCGAACCCAGAGUGAUGAUCUGGUGAAGCCCCCCGGUUUGGUCCUGACAUUCCAGCGUCAUGUUCUGGGCUAUGCGUGGAAUAUGGAUGGGACGGCGAUCAAGAUCGCUGUCCCGAUUCUUAUGUUAUACUGUCUAUAUGCAGUGACCUACGUUAUAUACACCUUUAUCACGGGCCAUAGCUCGCAUGCCUGGGACACAAUAUCCAGUAUCACGGCUCUAGCAUUCAAUUCAAAGCCGACGAAGGUGCUGGAGAACACGAGUGUGCGGAUUUCAAAGACAGAAACCUUCCGAAACCUAGUCAGUGUUCGGGAAGUCGAGUCAGAGGGGCAGCUGGAGUUGGUCUUUCAACAGGAUGAACCGGGUCGGGGCCCGGUGCGGCGGGUUAAGGCUGGUAGACUGUACUGA